Messenger RNA from Oppiella nova, 180 nucleotides. The record is from the annotation of a GenBank genome assembly. Lineage: Eukaryota; Metazoa; Arthropoda; Arachnida; Sarcoptiformes; Oppiidae.
UGGUUAGCGGUCACUCAAUUCCAGCCGACGGACGCGCGCCGAGCCUUUCCCUGCUUUGAUGAGCCCAACAUGAAAGCGACGUUCACUUUAACUCUCAUUCAUCUCCGCAACCUGACAGCCCUGUCCAAUAUGCCCAAAGCUAGCACUCAGCACAGGUCAGUUGUAAUCAAUACUGUAUAA